Athalia rosae (coleseed sawfly) is the source of this 9571-nucleotide messenger RNA. Its product is annotated as protein gustavus. The record is from RefSeq and is a predicted model, not a curated record. The transcript has 6 exons. Lineage: Eukaryota; Metazoa; Arthropoda; Insecta; Hymenoptera; Athaliidae. The coding region runs from base 1290 to 2528 and encodes 412 amino acids. Gene Ontology annotation, biological process: proteasome-mediated ubiquitin-dependent protein catabolic process; intracellular signal transduction. Gene Ontology annotation, cellular component: SCF ubiquitin ligase complex. Gene Ontology annotation, molecular function: protein binding.
GUUGCAACUACGUCGCAUCGCCGUGAUGAAUUUUAUUUUCCAUACGAUAAUUCGGAUAUACAAUGUGUAACAAUGACCCGUCGAUCGACGGGGGCAAUUAUGUAUCUGCGCGCGAUUGCGGCGAAAAAUAAUAAAAUUUUCAAACACCGAACGACAACGCUGUUAUUCCUCGGAGUUUCAUAAUCGUACGUCGAAAAUGCUUCCGUAACUAUCGGUGUCUUGUCGGACCUUCGAGUCUCCGGUGCUUUCACCUUUCCCUUCACCGUCACCGUCGCCGUCACCGUUACCACCGUGUCACCGUCGCAUUUGUCAAUUCUAUUUAGUCCCAGCCACCGAGCCAGCCAGCCAGCCAGCCAGCCACCCAACCUCCGUCGAACUUCGUUUACCUGAGCGGUCUCUCUUUUUGGUUUAAGGUGGUUUUGAACGGACCCGUCCACCGGGUACGGAACGUCGACCCAAACUUCGAAAGGGCCUUAUACCAGUUUCGCUCUCCUAAAAGCGACCCGUAGGGUCCUCCCUUUCCCCGUUCCCUGAUCCUUUGAUAUGGAUUUCGGUGCAUGUGGUGGUAGUCCUUCGCCCCGCGUAUCCCCGGUACUCCGAAGUUAUGACGACGGUGUCUGCCUGCGGACGGUCCUGUCUGCUGCCAGACAGGAUCGCGACGUAGUGUGCAUACCAUAGAGUGUGGCUUAUACGAUGUGGCUGGGUUUUCCCCCUCUACAAUUUUAUCGCUGCAUGCGCGCCGCAGCGCCGCGCGUUAGAUAGUCUUCAGUCAGCGCUGGGCCGUCACCGUGGCAGCGUCGUGGCUCUGUCCUGGAUGAAAACAAAUUAAAAAUAUUUGGCGUGAAUUUUUUUUUUUGAAGUAUCGUUUUUGUUUUUUUUGUUCCGAAAUAGUUCAUUCUAUCACCUAUGUUCGACGAGGUAUGUUGUUUUAUUUGUUGUGCGAGGCGCGAUCGUUGCGCUAAUAAAAUAGGAGUAGCUGUUAUCGCUGCUGCUACCGCUGCCGAAUGCAGUGGAAUAGUUGAUGAUAUAAAAUAGAGGAAAUACCGUAAAGAUAAAGGUAAUACGACAUCGAAGGAGUGGUGGUUUUUUUUUUUUUUUAUAAGUGUGCGCGAGUGCAAUAGAAAAUAAAUUAAUAAUUAAAUAAGAAUAUAAAUAAAUAUAUCCACAUCUAUACAUAUAAUAAUAUCCGUUAAACAAGGAAAAGCAAAAAAACCAGCAAGGAAGACGGAACAAACGACAAAAAAAAAAAAAACAAAAAAAAUUGUGAGACUGUUGGAUACGUACACGAUAUGGAUUGGGCAGUGAAGGCGCGACGAACGUAUAAAGCGAGUCGUUGCGUUAGCGGGGGUGGAAGCCGCGGCAACGGGGCAACUGGGGCAACCGGAGCAACCGGGGGAGGAGGGGGUCUUGGAAGCGGGGGUGCGGUAGGAGGCCGGGGAGGCGGGUUGGACGGGGGUGUUCCACCACCGGCUACCGGGCAUCACCAUCACCAUCACCACACGAACACCACGACGACUACCACCACAACAACAGGCACACGGCAUCACAGACACAAGCUGCCAGCGGGAAAGCAGUGCAGCGAUCACCGACACCACCCUCACCAUCACCGGCAUCAUCCACACCAUCGAUCCCAUCACCGUGGCAUGAACAUGGGCCAAAAGAUUUCAGGCGGCGUGAAGAGCGUGACACGUGACAGCGGUGCGGGAACUGGAGGCGGCGUAGGUGUUGGGGGCGGAGGAGCAGUCACGUACAAGCCCGUUGUACCCAGAGAACUGGCGCAAGAUUUUUCACGACCAGCUCGCCUGGAUGUUCUUCUCGACAUGCCGCCCGCCUCCAGAGAGACACAGGUCAGCCAUAGCUGGAACGCCGAUGACCGCAGUCUUAACAUCUUCGUCAAAGAUGACGACAAAUUGACGUUUCAUCGCCACCCCGUUGCGCAAAGUACGGAUUGCAUACGAGGGCGUGUCGGGUACACGAAAGGUCUCCACGUAUGGGAAUUACACUGGAGUACGCGACAACGAGGAACGCACGCUGUUGUAGGCGUCGCGACGGCAGAAGCACCCCUUCACAGCGUUGGCUACCAGAGUUUAGUCGGCAACAACCAACUAAGCUGGGGUUGGGACCUUGGAAGAAAUAAGCUGUACCACGACGCAAAAAACAAUAACGGAGUCACGUACCCAGCGCUACUGAAACCCGACGAAACGUUCAUCGUUCCUGACAAAUUCUUGGUCGUCCUGGACAUGGACGAAGGUACGUUAUCCUUCGUCGUCGAUGGCCAGUACUUGGGAGUGGCAUUCAGAGGACUCAAAGGAAGAAAACUUCACCCAAUAGUCUCGGCAGUGUGGGGUCACUGCGAGAUCACCAUGAAAUACAUCGGUGGCCUUGACCCUGAACCUUUACCCCUGAUGGACCUUUGCCGGAGAGUGAUUCGACAACGGGUCGGUAAGCAGAGACUGGAGGUCAGAAUCAACGAGCUGAAACUGCCCCAGGCAAUAAAGACGUACCUCCUAUACCGGGACAGAAGGUAACCACCGAGUGGCAUUCAGGUUUCAUAUCGCAUCUGCGAGUGCAUAAGCAUCAGGAUCAGAAUCAAGAUCAAGACCAAGAUCAAGAUCAGUAUCAGCACUAGCACUAGGAUCAGUGACUACGACCACCAGGACACCAACAGCAACCAACGACCAAUAAGCGACAGAUAUGAUAGUACGACAUACGUCAUCGAUGCACCGAUACGAAACAUAGGGAACCACCUGUCAUCCCUCCUGCCUUUGAUCGUCUGGAUCGACUGGAUCCUUCCGAAAACCACGUGUAACGCCGGUUCAAUAUAUCUCCAGAGAUAUGCGCACAAACAUGACGCACCUAAUACGGAUCGAAGUUCCAACACGUUCUAUUGAUAAAUCAUUGGUUCGUUUUGGUUGAACUGUGUGGUCGGACCAGGUCAAGUUGGGGGGAGGGGGACGGGAAUAGGGGUCGUUUAAGGAAAAGCGAUUGUUAAUAUUAAGUCUAGUCUGUCGUGUUUCUUUUUACUGUAAUUUUUUUUUUUUUUUUUUUGUUUGUUUGGUUUCCUUCUUUUUCUUUUUAUUUUAUUUUAAUUUUAUUCUCUGAUAGUGUUCGAUAAUAUGCAGUGGCUGCAUAGGGAUCCUCAGUAAUUUAUCUCAGACAAUUUAUUUGAUGAUAUAUCGUCGCCUGAAAGACAUAUGUAAAAGUGUGAGGUAUAUACUAGAAGAAAUUGUAACUGAUAAUGAACUAAAAUUGUUCCAUCGAACAAUUUUUAAAUAAUACGAUAUCAAAGUGUGAUGAAAAAUAUGAAAUGAAUUAAUCGGUCGAACUGCGCAAUGACUGGAACAGCGUUGCCGUCUCACAAUUAAUGACAAAGAGUAACGCCCGCUUAAUCAAUGGCACGUCUCCUGAAACAAAAUUUUCUCUUCUUCCUUCGAACGCGAUCCAUUUUAUUGAUUAUGCUUUGCCGAAGAACGAUACAAAAAAAAAAAAAUUAAAUAAAUUAAUUGAAGAAAAGUUGAUGAUUAAAUAGAGUGAACAAAAAAAGAUAAAAUAAAAAAGAAAUUGAAAUGAAGAAAGAAAAGUAGGUAAGAAAUAAAGCAUGAAUGAAGAGGAAAGAAAAAAAAACGCUAAACUAUUAGGUGAUAUUGUUGUUUUAUGUUGUCCUUACGAUUAAAAUCGUAGAGCAUUUAUUAAUUGUUACACCAACGGAUGGCGUUGGACGCUUAACAUCACAUGUAUCCGCGUUUUCUAUUUUUUGUUUCGUACGUUGUUAGAUUAUAAAAAUGAAAAUAAUGAAUAAUAAAGUAAGACGAUUUGAUUGAAAAGUAAAAUGGGGUCAGAAUAAAUCAAGGAAAGAAAAACAAAUUAAUUGAGUGAGCAUAUGGGAGAAGAGACGAGGAAAGAAUCUUGAUACCUCGGAGAAACGCGACUCGACAGCCCUCUACGGUUGGCCAGUAAAAUAAAGUUAGACUUAGUCGAGCCUGGAGACUGCAAAACCGCGAAUCCCGCAAUAGCUGAAGGCAGGUUGUCGUUCUAGUCCAAACAAUCGAGCUAAACGAGGGCGAUCCUUGAUCAGGACUGGAAUUCGCUACCUAGAAAUAAAAUUUCCCGAUUUUUAGAAACGCUGUCUACGAUACAUACCUACCCAUAAACGAGGCAAGACAAAGUAUGAUUGUAGUAGUGUGAUAGCUGCAGCUUAAAUUGCCCGAGUGCCACAUUGUAUGAACUUAAUUUUUCAAACAAUUAUUUAAGCAUGCUCUGAGUUCUACGACAUACAAAGUGCAUGCACGAAGUAGCCAAGGAAUUCUUUCGAGAAGGGAAAACAUGAAGAUUCGUACCAACUGCGAAUUAAAAGCAGCCUAGCCAUCGAACGAAGUUUUCAAUCGAAAUUGAGCGACUAAAAUUCAUCAUUUCCCCGUUCAAAUCUUCGAAUAAGAGAACUUGACACCUACGCGUAUGGAAGUAGAUGAGUUUCCGGAAUUACAAAGAUACACAUCGUCUUGGCUAACUGGAAUAAUUAAACAAUAAAAUAUUAUUAGUACCGCUAAACUACUAUUACUACUAAUACUACUACUAUACUAGAAGACAAAGUGACUGAACAUGGGCAUUCGGCAGAAUUCCAAACAUGAAUUGAAACUGUCAUCGAUCUAAACCUGCGUCAGUGUAACGUAAAUAUAACAUAAUUGACAUCAGCGUAAUCAUUUGACUGAAAUUAAAACAACAUUGUCAAUGGUCUCUCUUAAAAAUUUAGAUUUUCCCUUGAUCGAUUUUCAUCUAUACGAACUACGAUAAAUACAGAAAAAAUUACACCUGCAGUUUUGUAAAAUUAACGAAUUCAUCGAACGGCGGAAUUAUGAUCAGUUUAGAAACCGAGCAUCCCACCUUCUUCAGAUCUGUGUAAACACGGGCAUCGACUUUUCAAUGAAAGAAUAACGAACGGCGCGAGUUGCCGCGAUAUUUGACCACACUAAUUAACCGUCGCGUACGUACGAAUUAGUACCUAAUUACCUUUCCAAAAACAACCAUAGAUACCAACGAAUAUUUUUUUGAAGUGUAAAUUUUUAAAGAAUUUUUUUUUUUUCGCUUCAACUUCGUUUGAAUUUGUAGUCUCAUCGCACGCUGAAAAAAAAAACACGACAAUUAACAAACCUAGGAUAACGUGGGAUAAUUCGUAAUAUCCAACCGCAUGCCUAAAUAUGAGUUUCUAAAGAAAACGAAAUAGAAAAAAAAACCAUGAAAUCGAACAAAGCACAUAAAAUAGUGUCAAUGGAUCAUAAACUCACGAGCAUACUUACCUACCACUACUGCUACUAUUACUAUACUACUACAACUACUACUACUACUACUACUACUACUACACGUUAUGAUAAUACUAUUUCAUAAUAUUCGGACGCAUUUAACGUACCGAGCAUGAGAUAGAACAAACAGAGAUAGGAUGAUACGUUGUACAUAUUAUUAAUAAUUAUUAUUAUCUCUAUUAUUAUUAUUAAUUAUUAAUUAUUAUAAUAAUUAUUAUUAUCAUUAUUACUUGAUUAAUAUUAUUAUCAUUAUUAUUAUUGUAUUACUUGAUAGUUUAAUUAAUUAAGUGAUUAUUAUACAUUAGUCGGCAUAAUGUGGAUUCAUUUUAUAUAUCGUAUAUAGGAUUGAUUGACGCCGAAGUAUGGAACUCUGAUAUAAAAGAUAAAUGAUAAAUAACUGAUCAAUGGAUAAAAAUGAAUAAUCGCGUUAACUGCGAAUCCCGACGAUCAAAAAUUAAUUGAAAAUAAAAAAAAUUAAAUAAAAAAAAAAAAACAGCAAAAAAAUUGUAUAAUCAUUAGAAUUGGAUAAAAACAAUGGAGAUUCGCAUAAACGAUAAGAGAACGCGCGGCUUGUAAAGAUGUUCUGGGCCGCGCCCUUCCUAUAAUUUUAAAUGCCUCAAUAAAGAAAUAAAUAAAAAUGAAACUAGCGUGUAUUUUUUUUUUACGUUUUCUCAAUUUUUGUUUGUAAUCACUCCAUUGAUUUUUCUCGUGCUUUCAUUGGAUUGUUUUUCUCUCGGUGCUCAUAGUAUCUAGCUUUAGCGUUCUAAUCAUCGUUUGAAGUAAUUACACAUUCACACCCAGAAUUCUUUACGGAGCCGUUCAAAGAAUAUCCUUCCGAUGAAUGUGCUUGAACUUUAGACCCUUCCUGAAUUCGUAAAAAUGUACGAAAAAAAUAUAGGCACCCUCGCAUUCUCUCCGUUUCCUUUUUAUCAUUCCCUUCGAGCGUUUCAUCUGCUCAUCAGAGACCGCUUGUUGUCCUAAAUUUGUUUCGAAACUAAUUUUCUAUGUCGACCGACGCUGACAUUCCAACGAAAAUACUUGUCUUAGAAUUCCAGUAAAAAAUCGUAGUCGGUCAAUCCAGCUUAUUACGCGUGAUUUCGAACAUUGAUCUUUGUCCAUUUAUUACCUCUUUGUCAUAUUUCUUUCUUUUCUCUCAUCGUAACUUAAUACACAAGGGAGCGGGAACGCAAUAUGCGAUUACCUCUAUGAGGAACAGCGAUGAUAUGCCAUUCUGAACGAGGGUUAGUGGGACCCAGAUAGAAAAGGGUCAGAAGGUGGCUUAUUGUUAGUUGUGCCCAUGUGCGUGCAUUAAUUAACUAGAGCACUAUGGGGCGUGUAAAUAGUAAUAAUACUUUUAUAUCUAUAAAUAUAAUAAUAAUAUUAUUAUUAAUAAUGAUGAUGAUGAUAAUAAUAAUAAUAAUAAUUAUAAAGAAACAAAGUCAGAAGCAGUGAUGAGCGCCACGUAAAUAGGUAUAUGAAGCGCACUUUACAUUGGGGCGAAAGGGAUGCAAGCAGGAAAGAAAAAAGUGAAGUGUGAGAGGAAAGUGAGUCGUCUGACUGCUUUUUUUAUAUCUAUAAAUAUCUAAUACGACUUAUAUUUAUCGACGAUAAAGUGAUCAAUGUGCUGUAAUGUUUCGCGAACCUUCGGUCCGCUCUAUAAGCCCAACCGCAUGCUGCCUUAAUUCUACCGAUAUUGUCCCUCUAAUCUCUUACCCGAAAAUUAUUUCGUGUUUAUUCACUUGGAAAAUUUUUUAUUUUUCAUUGAUUUCACCCGAAGAGAAAUAUUAUUCAAACAUCAAACGAAGAAAUAGAUAAUUAAGUCAAUCAAAACACAUGCGGAUCCACGAGUCUGAUUAAAAGAAUAAAACUUGAAGUAACAGAGUGAUACAUUUUUGAAAUGCACUUGUAUGAAGUUCUUCGUGCGCGUAUAAGCAUGAAAGUUUUCAUCGCCGGCGUAGUAAUUGUUAAUAUGCCCAGAAAGUUGAUGUGUGAGGAUUUUGAUGCAGCUGAAGUUAUCAAAUUCACGCAUCGUCGCAACUUUGAGGACAGAUUUCAUCAAUACGAUGAGAUGUCCUUGAGAAGUAAAAGAGAAAGAAAAAGAACCGUAAAAACAACGAAUAAAUCUGGGAGAGAUUACGAUUCAUUUAUACAACGGCAUAACAUGAUACAGAAGUUAUUUUAUUCGUUGCGAUUCGACCGAUCCCCGUGAGAAAAAAGGACAGUAAUAUGAUUCAUGAUUUCAAAGAGAUCCUUCGACGAUCGAACCGAAUGACUCGUGCGAAUGAAGACGUAAACCAUCGUUUCGUCUAGACUAGUUUUAGUAAAUAAUCGUCCAAACCCAUCGAUGCUUUGAUAAAUUUUAUAAUUUACAGUCCGAAAAGCUGGCUUUUCUUUGUCUCGUACCUUUCAUUUUCUCUUUGUUCUUUAUUUUAAAUUCUGUUAUUUCCUACGAGAAUGAAUAAUCUGUAAAUGUUACUUUCGUAUAAUCACAGUAUAAUUUACAAUCUAUAAUUAUAGUAACAGAAUUAAUUAGUUUUGCUGAUGCGUACCGUCAUUAUUCAAAUAAUUGCAUGUACGGUAUGCAUAAUAAAAAGAAAGAAUCUCAACGACUGAACGCUUGAUGACAACCUGCCUGUAAUAAUCGUAUACUUGUUGCCUGAACGGAGGUGUCUAAUUUAAACAUUGUAACCGAACAGAACAGAAAAAAUCUACACACAACAUCGUAACAAAAAUAUGGAAAGGUACAGAAAAUUUUGUCAAAUUUUCAUCGAUAAUCAGGAGCUUCAUACAACACACACAGACACAAACCAAUGCAUACCUCCUGCAUAUACUAUAUCAGAAAUAUAAAAAUAUAAUAUCAAGCGAGCAGUUUGUCGUUUAAUAUAUAAAAAAUAUAUAUAUAAAUAUAUAUAUAACAAGUAUGUAACAAUGCUCUAUAAUACAUAGCCACGAUAUUGAUGAAUGAGAAGCAAUUACACGUGCAGCGUGCACAAAAUUAUAAAUUACUUGCGUGAAUGAGACGAAAGAGAAAUAUGUAUAGCGUAUAGUAAUGAAAAUGAUGGAAUAUAAUAUAGACAUUUAGAGUGACUUGUAACAAGUUAAAAGUACGUGGUAAAGAAAUAUGAAACAAAAACUUGUAAGAAAAAAAAAGUUAAGAAAUUUUAACAACGCUUAUCUUCGGUGGCGAAAGCUCUUUCAGAGCCAGUCUCCUGCUUGCAUUCCGUGGUCAUUGAUUUUAUCCUGGGCAAAUAAAUGAUAUAGGGGAUUAUUAUUAAACAAUGAAAUAAAAAUAAUCUCAAUAAUGAUAACAAAUAAUAAUAAUAGUAAUAAUAAUAAUGAAUAUUAUAAGCGGCGAGGCGAGCUCGCAAGAUCUUCCGCCACUUAUUGAACAGCCCUUACGCCCGCCUCGGCCGUAAUACGGUGUACGUGUAUUUUACAAUUUUGUGUUACAAGCCUGGACUAUUGCAAAAAGCGAUCUCACGACUAAUAUACAGACAUGUAUAUAAAUAUAUAUAAAUAUAUACACAUUUAAACAAAAAGUAAUAAUACUAAUAUUAACAAAUAUAAUAGUAAUUACACCCAUACAUGCAUAUACUUGUAUAGGUAUACAUAUAUUACAUGGUAUGUACUACCGUACCAUAAAUUAUUUCGUAAUAGUGAUUUAUAAUUUAUACGUGUGUACAUGUAUGGAUGACGCGCGAGAGUAUGAUUAUAAUGAUAAAAUGAAGAAAAUUGCAGCAAAAAGCGAAGAGUUAAGCAGAGAGUAAAAUGAAAGGAAUGAAAUUAUCGAUAUGUAAUACCUAUACCUAACUUAAUGUUCAUAAUAUUAAUGAUGAAAAGUAUAAUAAUUAUAACAAUAAUAAUAAUAAUAAUAAUAUUGCUAAUAAUAAUAGUAAUGAUAAUGAUAAUAUUAUGAUAUCAAUGAUAAUGAUAGCGUUAUUUUAGUUAAUUAAUUAUAUUAUCAAUCAUCUCUAUUAUGUUCGUGAUUUGAUAUUUUUUUAUAUAAACUGAUGACGAUGACGACGAUGAUGAGGUGAUGCACGAAGAAUACGAAAUGCGCGCCGGUUAUAUGUGAGUACAUACAAUAUAGGCAUAUAUAUCUAUAUAUAUAUAUAUUAUAGGCGAGUGUGAAGAGUGCGAGCAAACGAUGCUGUAUAAUAGUUCAGGCUGGAUGUCAAUGUUUGUAGCGGAUAAAAAAGAUAACAAAAAAAAAAAAAAAACGAAAACAAAAAAAAACAGCAUAUUGUAAUUAAAAUUGAAAAACAUUAAUCCAA